AUGCCAGUCGUAAGACGAAUACCCGAUAACAAAAGACGGUCCCGCACAGGCUGUAUCCCCUGUCGAAGACGCCGAAGAAAAUGUGAUGAACAAAGACCUCAAUGCGGCAGUUGUAUCGGGAGGAAUGUGACGUGCGAGUUCAAAGAGUGGACCUUUGUACCAGGGGUUCGCUCAUCACUGCGGAAAGAUGGUAGCGUGCAAGGGGAUAACCGCGAUGAUGCUGAUUCAACUCUGCCCAUUCAAGAUAGUUUGUUGUCCUUUGUCGAAUCAAGUCCUGCUCCCGCCGAGCCAGUUUUUGAGAGCCCCAUAGCCAGUACUGCUCGGACAGAGAGGCUUGAGUCUAUUCACAACACGGCUACGGACGUUCCUCACCCAAUCCCUUCAACCAAUAACCAUCACCAACACGACGGUAACCAAAUACCCACGCCGUCAAGAUGGAACGAAACAGUUCUAUCAGAGCAGAACUCCUCAGAGAGACAAACAGCAAUGCUUCGCUUUCGCUAUCAAAUAGUUCCCUGGCUAGACUCAAAUGCCCCAAGAUCAACCUUUGGCCCAAAGAUCAUGACAUUAGCAGCAGAGAAGUCGACCAUCAUGGAUAUCAUCGUAUGGGCUGCGAUGCGCCGCAGUAGGAGGAGUUCGAGCUCCACUAGCCAUGAAGGCGACACUCACCUGGUUCAGCAGUUCCAGCAUCGAUUAUCCCUGGAGGAUGCUUUUAUCGCUAAUAUCGGAUUGUCACUACUUGCUCUCGGUAAUUUCUUUUAUACUGGCCCAUCUGAGUGGUCAAAUCUGCACUCUGAUUGCGUGGACGUGAGAGAGCGAUGCCAGUUCUUUGAGAGUCAGGAGGAACCUCUCAAGACUCUAGAUCGCUUUCACUUCAAGACAGAGCUUGCUGCUUCCAUUAUUACCACCAAAUCCCCAUCGCUACAGUCUCUACCACUAAUAAACGACACAUUUCUAAACUCCGCCCUGACACCGCCGAGCAUUUACGACGACUGUCUGACACAUCUCGCGGCAUGCUGCCACUUGAUCCACGGCGAAAUCAUCCCUCUCUUCAACGGGAUCGUACCCGUCCAAUCACCAACUCACGAUUCUUACUCGCUUGUAUGGGCAACAUGGUCCAAAUUAUGGGCAUGCUGCGUACAAUGGUUUCGAGAUCGUCCUCCCGACAUGAUCCCCUUACUGGAAAGCCCUGAAGUUGACCACGCAGCCUCCACCAAUACCCCAUUCACAGCAGACGUCUAUUCAAGCGCCAUUGCGGUUCAAGCAAACCUAGCGAUUCAUUUUUCAGCCCUUAUACUGCUUUCAUAUAAACCACGCUUGGUCAAAUUAUCAUCGAUACCACAUCGCUUAGCCUCAAGAAGCUGGCAUGCUCAAAAACUUGCCAAACUUGCUCUGUGGAACAACUUUUCUGAUCAAUGGGACCCUGUCGUGGUCGCAACUGUUGUCCGUAUAGCGAGAGAUAUGACAUAUCCGUCCCAGCAGGAGGCAUUGCUCUCAUGUUUUCAGCGAAUUGGGGAUGCGACAAAGAUCCCUCUACAGAGCGAGAUUGCGGAUCUCCAGCAAUUUUGGUCUUCUUCUCGAAAUACCAGCGCACCGACAAAUGCGCACUCUUGA
This is a messenger RNA of Fusarium fujikuroi IMI 58289, 1614 nucleotides long. RefSeq lists its product as uncharacterized. NCBI's taxonomy places the organism in Eukaryota, Fungi, Ascomycota, Sordariomycetes, Hypocreales, Nectriaceae. Gene Ontology annotation, molecular function: transcription cis-regulatory region binding; DNA-binding transcription factor activity, RNA polymerase II-specific; zinc ion binding. Gene Ontology annotation, cellular component: nucleus. Gene Ontology annotation, biological process: positive regulation of transcription by RNA polymerase II. The transcript has 4 exons. The coding region runs from base 1 to 1614 and encodes 537 amino acids. The record is from RefSeq and is a predicted model, not a curated record.